Molecule: messenger RNA, 2162 nt
Organism: Aethina tumida (small hive beetle)
Lineage: Eukaryota; Metazoa; Arthropoda; Insecta; Coleoptera; Nitidulidae
Product: heat shock 70 kDa protein-like
Exons: 3
Coding region: 288-2150 (620 amino acids)
Biological process (GO): protein refolding; cellular response to unfolded protein
Cellular component (GO): cytoplasm
Molecular function (GO): heat shock protein binding; misfolded protein binding; ATP binding
Source: RefSeq, a predicted model, not a curated record
UUUACUAUUGUUGAUCAAUCUUUCUAUUUAACUAGUCUAGAUAAGAAAAUAAUCAUUGCAACAUUUACUGACGAUAGCGAAAGAAAUGUUAAGAAAACAUUAAUAAAUCAUUUUUAUCGUACCUACAUUAUUGUACCAAACAAUUUUUUAGAUGUAAGAUAGAUAAUUUCAAUUUUUACAAUUCAGAUCAUCUCUUAUCUGAUAGUUCGAGUCACAUUUUAAAUUGAUAAGAUACUUAGAUUGUUUGAAAUAUUGGUCUAGUGCAAUGUUUAUUAUAUGUGUCGACUAUGUCUAAUAAAGAGGAACUUUAUAUUGGCAUUGAUCUGGGUCUAACCAAAUCGUGUCUCGCAGUUUACGAUGGGAAAACAGUCAAUAUCAUUGAAACUCAUUGUGGGAAAACAACACCGUCACAAGUUUAUUACGAUCCAAAUCCUAAAGUGGGUACUAUCAACACCCAAACUGAAAAUAAAAUAUACGAUGUACUUAGGUUUAUCGGCAGAAAGUCCACUGAUGAACUUGUGCAAUCAAUUUAUAAAACUUAUCCAUUUGCGGUAAUGGCUGAGAAAAAUUCUUUAGUUUUUCAAAUACCACAAGGAAAAGACACAUUGAUAAAAACUCCACAAGAAGUAAUCUCCGACAUUCUAAAGUAUUUUAAAGAACGAUUAAAAUCAGAAUAUGACUUUAAUGUUCUUAAAUCAGUGAUAGCUAUUCCCGCAUCAUUCAACACUGAUCAACGAAUGGCGAUAAUGGAAGCUGCGAAGAUGGCAGACAUAGAAGUUUUAAAAUUAAUUAACGCAACGACAGCAGCCGCAAUUUUCUGUAGUAAUGAGAAACAAGGCAAGGAUAGAACGAUUUGUAUUGUAGACUUUGGAGGCGGAAGUUUUGAAGUUUGUCUAACAGAUAUUAAAGGCAAUAACUUAUUAGUAAGAUGUACAUAUAGUGACAGUAGUUUAGGAGGAUCAGAUGUUGAUAAUGCUCUCUUUAAUUAUGUUGUGAGUCGAUUAAAGAAGAAAGUUACAGAUAUAGACAUUGACUCAUUGAGAAUUAAGUGCAAGGAAGCAAAAGAAGAGCUAAGUUCCAAAUCAUCAGCUGUUAUAGUUAUCAAUAAAAAUAAAGUUGAAAUCAAAAAGAAGGACUUAAAUAAAUUAAUGAAAUGUAUGUUUAACAAAUGCAAAAAUAUAAUCGAAAGUUGUUUGAAAGAGGGUAAUGUGUUGAAAAAGGAAAUUCAGGAAGUAGUUUUAAUAGGUGGUUCAACAAAGUUGCAAAAGUUUCAAAAGUUGGCUACAAAAUUAUUCGACGAAAGUAAAAUAUUUACAGGUGUGAAUUCGGAUUUUGCUGUUGCCGGAGGUGCUGCAAUUCAAGCAUGGAAGGACCAAAGUCCUUUACAGAGAACUUUGCAAAUUAAAGAUGUGAUACCAUAUUCAAUAGGAGUUGCUGAUUGUUUAAAUGGAAUGUCUUGGGGUAUAAAAGCCAAUACUCAAUUGCCAGCCCAAGGCACAAUAGAAUACCUAACGAGUUACAACGACCAAAAAACCUUGAAACUGUUAAUUUACAAAGGCCGAUGGUUUUAUAAUAAUGCUAAUGACUUUGUGGGUAGUUUGACUCUUGCUCAUUUGCCACCUAGACCUGGAUUAGAGAUAAAAGUGAUAAUAGAUUUUCAUGUGAGUGAGAAUAGAAUUUUGACAGUAGAGGCUAAAAUUGCAGAAUUAAAUAUGACAUCAAAAAUGAAAUACGUUUUACAUGGUCAAAAUGAGCCAGAAACAAGUCACUGGAACCCAGACAAGGACAUGCUAUUCGCCAAGGCAUGGAUUCUGAAAUACUGGACCGUUAUGCUUUGUCAUGAAUAUAUGGAUCAAGAAUCAAGUGGUGUGAAAUUACCAAAAUCCACUCGACAGUGCGAAGAAUUAAUCGAUGAAUUUCACUCGAAUGAUGAAUAUUUAGAUCCAAAGGAUGUUAUAAAACAAAUUAAAAAGUUCAUAGAAGAUUUUGUAGGUGAUUUUAAUGCAGAUCUCAUGAAAGCACUAAGAAAAUUCUGUACUGUAAUCAAUCUCGAUCAUGACGCCCUGUAUGACUUAUGUGAAAGCUUCUCAAAAGGUCAAAGUUACGAAAUUGAUGAAUUGAAAGUUUCAAUAAAAGAUUCUGAAAAUUAAUGGUGACCUAUU